This is a messenger RNA of Ceratina calcarata, 13473 nucleotides long. Its product is annotated as titin homolog. Lineage: Eukaryota; Metazoa; Arthropoda; Insecta; Hymenoptera; Apidae. The coding region runs from base 416 to 9796 and encodes 3126 amino acids. Gene Ontology annotation, molecular function: protein binding. Gene Ontology annotation, cellular component: extracellular region. The record is from RefSeq and is a predicted model, not a curated record. The transcript is spliced from 7 exons.
UGCGGUGUCGCGGUGAUUUUUAGGGGACAGAACAGAAAAAGGGAAGAGAGAGAGAGAAAGAGAGAGAGAGAGAGAUAACGGGGGUACCCGGGUGAACCACGGGAGAGAGAAAAGAAUUACGCGCUCCCGGGGCCUCGAGCAACACGCUCGAGAGGGUGCUAGGGAACAAUAAUUGUAUCGGUAUCUCCUCGGUGCGCGUACGGACAUUCGAGUACACGUAGUAGUUUCGAUCGGUAGUUUAGAGGUCCGCGAUUCACACGUUGCUACUUUGAACACAGUGUCCGAGGUUGAAAGUUCCGCGGGAAGAGUCCGAGUCAAAUCGGCCGCGCUAUCAUCCGGGAGAACGCGUCAGGAUCGUCAGGGUCGUCUGUCGUCGACGACUGUCCUGAAUAGAAAUCGAAAGAAGUGUGCCGACAUGUCGGCCUUGAGCGCCGGGCCCUGUCGACCCGGGAUUAUACUCUGUCUGGCUGUUCUACUCGCAUCGCAAUCCAAUUCCGCACCCGUAUACGAGCAAGGUACUACGCAAGUAGCUGAAUACGAUGGAGCCUCGAGCGGAUGCUACUACAACUACCAACACUACGACGAGGGAGACAGGAUUAUCACGAACGAGCCCUGCCUGAAUUGCACGUGUCACAAUCGGAUGUUGAUGUGCUACCUGAGGGUCUGUCCGUUCACGAAGGCGAUCGGUCAGAAUUGCACAGCGGAGAAACGUCCGGACCAGUGUUGCCCGGUUAUCACUUGUCCGGAGGUGCCCGUGCAAUUAUUGACCUCGACCACUAGCUCGCCUGAGGGUCCCGGCACGGAGUUAGGUUUCCACGGCAGCUACGGUUGCAACGUUCACGGCCAAUUCUACGCGGAUGGCGCCCAAUUGCCGAUCGACCCCACCAACCCGUGCGAGUUAUGCUACUGCAUCAGGAACAAAACUACUUGCAUCAUGCAGGAUUGCAACCUGAAGGUGGCCGGUUGCACGCCGAUCUUCCAACCGGGUGUCUGUUUCCCGGUCAAAUACAAUUGCGAAUAUGACGAAGAUUUACUUACCACGACGGUUGCACCGAGUAUUGGCCUGAUUAUGACCACAACGUUAGCACCAGGAGUAUCGCCGCAGUGUUCUCACGAGGGGAAGAACUAUAACGACGGUGACUUAUUGUAUUCAACGGAACCCUGCCACCAUUGCUAUUGCUUCGGUGGUAACAUUACUUGUGUCGUCGAGGAUUGCGGAGCGCCGAUGGAGAUGCACGGAAAGAACUGCACCGCGUUGCCACCUCCGCAAGGAGAGUGUUGCCCGACCACGUAUCAGUGUGACGAUGGUGGUCACGAAGAAUUGGUAACGUUACCAAAGGGCGAGGAACAGGUUACCGAAGGAUACGUCCUUGAGACGACGGUAUCCAGUGUAACGGAAGCCGAGAAAGCAAUCACUCAAACUGAGAAACCGGAAGAAUCUUUCCCAGGUGACGACAACGUUAUUCCGGAAGACCAUAAGCACAUAAGCACCGAAGCACCCGUCCAAACCGCAUCGUCUACGAAAGAACCAACAGAGGAGACGUCACCGGAAGUUCCCGCUGGUCCAGAAUCUACAAUUGCUCCGAAGGAAACUGGAAUUUCGGAAGAGCCUGCGACAGAACCUGCACAGAAAGUAACAGAACUUCCUGGAGAGACACCGGAGGUUGUAGAGGCGACUACUAAGCCAGAAGAAGAAAUCGUUAAAAAGGUCACUGAAACGUCUCCGGUUAUCCCAGAAGCGACUUCGCCGAAAUUGGAGGCAACACCUGAGACGGAAGUUACAGAAGGAAAGAUGGAACCAGCGGUUACUACAGAGACAGUCUCAGAGGAAACGCAAACCGAGGGUGAACCUCAGCAAACGAAAAAGCCUGAGAUACUGAUUGGAGAAGGAAUAACACCACCGGAAGAGAUCGUUACAGAACGAGAACCAAGUUUCACUGAAUUACCUAAGGAAGUGCAAUCAACCGAGGAAGCCGGCGAGCCAACACAAUUACCGGAACUUCCGAUCGAAGGAACUAAAGAGACGGGAACGUCGUUGACUCCCGAAGAAGUAACUACGAUCAGAAGUGAGGAGGCAACGGAAGCAAGCAAAGCAGCUGAAACUCCAGCGAUUGUUUCAGAACCCGAAGAGAAACCGACGACAGUCGGUAUCGAGAAGGAAACCGCGGCACCGGAAACAGAAAUGACUACUGAGAAACCUGGUGAAGAAGUAUCGAGCACGAAACUCCCUGAAGCGGAGAAGAAACAACCAGAAGGCAUCAGCACAGAAGUAGAGCCCACUGGUAUCCCUGAAGAACAAACGACGACGUCUCUGCCGAAAGCUUCUACGGAAUUGCCUAGCGCAGCUCCCAAGAAGGAAGACACGACUGUUCCUUCAGUGCCAAGCAAAGAACCGGAAGCAGAAGGGGAGACUCCUGAAAUACCUGAGGAAGGUCCUACAGGCAUUCCAAUUACGGAACGCGUACCGGAAAAGAAAGCAGAGGACACGGUAACGGAAGGUGAAGUCUAUGGUACCACUACGUAUCUACCUCCGAAGCACGAGACGACGAUUUCUGGAAUGGUACCGAGUGAAGAGGGAAUUACGCCUGAAUUACCGAAAGAAGAACUACCUUCUUCCACGUUGACAACUCCAGAAGGAGAAAGAGGUGUAGAGCUGCCUUCAAGUACCGAGGCUAGCGAGACAACGGUUGAACAAAAGGAAGCAACAGAAGUUGUGCCUGAGCAAACCGAACAACCGAGCUUGCCUGAGGUUACCCUGGCGUCGACAUAUAAAACUCCGACAGCAAUGGAAGAAAUGCCGGCUAAAGGAUUAACUAUCGCAGACUCCGGAGAGACCUCGUCUGAAGAAAUUACCGAACAAACUUCCAAAAAGGAAUCGACCGAAUCCGAAGAAUCGUCAGAAGCAACCCGAGCCCCGGCUGAGGUACCUGUGACUCCGGAAGGUGUUACGGAGAAACCGGCUGAAGAACAGACUAAGGAAAUCGAAAAAACGACAGAAGCUGCUGUUCCGUCGACGGAAGUUCCGCCGCAAGAAGAAAAGGAAGUUACCCCAGCUCCGGAAGAGAAACCUGCUACCGAAGAAGAGAAACAAGCCACGGUAGCACCGGAGGAAGCUGUGCCAAGUGAAAAGCCUGAUAUCAGUUCGGAAGCGCCUGAAGAACAAGUCACUGAGAAACCAAUUAUUGAGGAAGGAGUUAGUACUGAAGAAGCACCAGGUAUACAAACUAAAGGCACCGAGGCACCGAUUGAAGAAGCUUCGAAAGAGCCGACUGUCCCGAAGGCAGAAGCACCUGUUAUCGAAACGACUGAAAAACCAGGUCCGGUCGAGGAAAUGCAAACAACAGCAGGAGCAAUGGAAGAAAGAAGAACGGAAACACCAGAAUACACGGAACAGCCUUCUGUCGAACCGACGGAGGUAUCGGUACCUAAAGAGGUAUCUACCGAAGGAGCUGAAGAAGAACAGAAAAAGGAACCACCGAUAAAGGAAGAACUUCCAUCUGAGGGACCAUCGACAGAGGAAGCGGUCAGUGAAACUGGAGCGCAGAAGGAAAUAACUGAAGCUCCAUUGGAGGAAUACACACCAACGAAACCAGCGACUGAGCGCAAGGAGGAUGAAGGAAUAGCUACAGAGAAACCGCUUGAAGGUGGUGAAGGAGUAGCUACGGAGGGGCCGCUUCAAGAAGGUGAGGGUGUUCAGAAGCCAUCUCUUGAAGAAGAGAAGCCAACUGAGAAACCUGUAGAAGAAGGGGAAGCGACUGCGGGUCCGAUAGAGGGUGAGGAAGCAACCGAAAAGCCGAUCGAAGAAAAACCUGCGACGGAAGGACCUAUCGAAGAGAAACCUGCGACGGAAGGACCUAUCGAAGAGAAACCUGCGACGGAAGGACCUAUCGAAGAGAAACCUGCGACAGAAGGACCUAUCGAAGAGAAACCUGCGACGGAAGGACCUAUCGAAGAGAAACCUGCGACGGAAGGACCUAUCGAGGAAACACCUGCCACGGAAGGUCCUAUCGAAGAGAAACCUGCGACGGAAGGUCCUAUCGAAGAGAAACCUGCAACGCAAGGACUUAUUGAAGAAGAAACAACUGUUACAGCGGAGAAACCAACUGAAAAACCGACAGAAGAACGUGUAACAGAAGGAGCUAUUGAGGAGACAAAACCUACUGAGGGAGAAAAGGCAGUCGAAGAAGGAAAACCAUCUGAGGGUGAAGAAGGAAAAAUAGCAGAAGAAAAACCAACGGAAGGUCCGAUUGAAGAAGAGAAACCAACGGAAGGACCGAUUGAGGAAGAGAAACCAACGGAAGGACCGAUUGAGGAAGAAAAACCAUCGGAAAGGCCUGUAGAAGAAGGAAUGCCUACUGAAUUACCUACGGAAAGAGAACCAACUGGAAAACCUGUUGAAGGUGAAGAACCCGUUGAAGAGCAGAAACUAACUGAAUCACCGAUGGAAGAAGAAAAAGAACAAUCUACCGAGGGACAGAAACCGACUGAGUUACCAACGGAAGAAGAAAAACCAGCAGGAGGAUUUAUAGAGGCAGGAGUACCAUCCGAAGAAGAAAAACCCGAAGAGGGACAGGCAACUGAGAAACCAAUUCUAGAAGAGGAAAAAACUGAGCAACCAAGUGAAGGACAUCCCGAAGAGGAACGACCAACUGAAGGACCCGUCGAGAAAGCUACCUACGGGCCUGGUGAGACACAGGAACCAAUCGAAGGUCCAAGUGAAGCAGAGAAACCAACUGAAGAACCUGCUGAAGGAGAGAAAGUAACUGAAGGACCCGUUACAGAAGAAAAACCAACUGAAGAAACCGUUGAAGAGAAACCAAGUACACCAGAAGUAAUAAUACCUGUAGAAAUUUCUACGGAAAGUCCAAAGGUCGAAGAGAAGCCGUCCGAAACUGUAUCUACUAAGUUACCUGAAGAAGUAUCCGAAGUAUCGACCGCAAUUCCAGAAGAAAUUCCAGAGGCUACAACCACUGCCGAAGUUCAACCGGAAAAGACAACUGCAACACCAAUUUCUGCAGAACCCUCUACGGAACCUACUAAACAAGUCCCAGAACAGCCGGUCGAAGAAGAAAAGUUCCCAACAACUGUACAACCGGAAUCGCCAACUGUAGGAUCGACUGUAUCUGUUCCGAGCGAGGAAACGACUGAAAGUAAAAUACCCGAGGAAGGCGUCACCACUUUGAAAACCGAAGUUUCACCGACUGAAGCUCCAGUUGCGAAGACGACCGUACCUAGUGGCGAAAUGGCAGCACCGGAAGAGGAACAAAAAGUUUCCACUCCCGAAGAGGCUGAAACUAAAGCUCCAGCGAAGGAAGAAGUUACCGAAACUCCCCAAGAGAAAGUUCCGGAAACUCCAAUUAUGGAAGGACAGACUGAAAAAGAAAUUCCAGCAACUACACCAGAGACAUUGCCGAAAGUUACUGUUGAAGGUGUUGAACAAUCUACGAUCACCGAAAAAAUUCCUGAGGAAGAAACAAUAUCGACACAGCCUACUCAUCUUCCACCAACGAUUCCAGGGGAAGGAAACUGUCUCGUCGAGGGGCAAACUUACGGCAAUAAUUCUGACGUGCCUCCUGUCAAUCCUUGCCAGCUACGAUGUCGCUGCAUCAGUAGUAUCAUCGAAUGUGAAUCGAUGGAGUGUCCACCGCCUCCGACCGAAUUACCUAAUUGCAUGCCAGUUUACAUUGGAAAAGAUACUUGCUGCCCGGUAUACACUUGCGAACAUACGUCUCACAUGCCGGGACUGGAAUCCGGCAGUCAUAUGAUCGAGAAGGAGACGCCCAAGCAACCGACGACGACCGAAGCUGUUGAAACUAAAGAACCUUCGACGAUCGUACCGCCAGAAGUGAAAGUACCAAGUGAAGAAGAAGAGGCAACACAAGUGACACAAAAACCAGAGCUUGCGCAAACUACCGUCAGCGAAAUCGCUAAAGAAGAACAGACUGCUAAACCAGUGGUGCCGGUAGAGACGUCUAGUCAAAUUCCUCAAGAGGAAACGAAGGAACCUUUGCCGGAAGCACCAAGCACUGUGGCCGAAGAAGUAACAAAGAUUCCGACUCCUGCGCAGACACCUGAAGUACCUCCUGAGGAACUGCCAUCGAGUCCAACCGUUGGUGAAGAACAACCUAGUGCAACGACAGAGACGGUCCAAGAACAAACUUCAGUUGCAGUUGAGACGGAAGGUCCUGCUACCAUGAAACCAAUAUAUAUACCACCUGAAGAAACGAAGGAACCUGCAGAAGUUACACAAGCCCCAAUCUCAGAGGAAGGCAAAGAAGCAGAAACUCCAAGCUCUUCUGUAAUGCCGGAAGUAUCAGAACCGGUGAGUGAAACCGAGAAACCAUUAGAAGAAGUAACCACUCCGGGCGUGUCAGUAACACUGCCUGGAGAAGGAAAGAAAGAAACGCCUGCAGAGGCAGAAAUUACCAAGCCGCCCGAAGAGGCAGAAACAACCAAACCCGCAGAAGCAGAAACCUCCAAACCCGCAGAGGAAGAAACCGCCAAACCCGAAGAACAAACUACAGAAAGUGAAUUACAGACUGCGAAACCCAGUGAAGCAGAGACCGAAAGGCCAUCUCCGAUUACGGAAACGUCAGCUGCAGCAGAAGGAAUUGAAACCUCGACUAGUAAAGAAAAGGAAGUUAUCCCAGUGGAAGAAGAAACUGUUCAACCGAGCGAAGGUGUAACACCUGGAAUAGAAGAAACAAAAGUUCCUUCAAGAACUCCAAUCGAGGGAAUGACGCAUCCCAUAAAUACCGGAACGACAGAGAUUUCCGCAGCAAAAACGGAAGCGCCUGUGACCGAAGGAAUGAAACCUAUGAAAGAACCAGAAGAACAACAGACUGUAUCACCUGAAACUGAACAAUCACCGUUGCCUACUACUGCGGAAGGCGAAACCAAAGAAAUUGAAACUGAACCGACUGGAGUUAUUGUAAAAGAAUCUACGACGGAACCGUCAGCAAUUUCGGAACAGUUACCAGAGAAAUUACCUGAGGAACAGGUACCAAGUUCUACUGAAGCUGCCGAAAUAAGCACUGAGCAAACAUCGAAACCUACUGAAAUAAAGGAAGGAAUUACGGAAGAACAACCAACGGUCAAACCCGAGGAAGAAAUUCCACAAACUACCCCAGAGGCGGAACGACCAGAAGUAACUCCGUCGGUAGAAGAAGAAACUCCAGCGUUGGCCUCGUCAACUGAAAAGGAAGCCACACCGUCUGUUUCCGAGGAGACGAUUACAGAAGCAACGCCCGAAGGUACUCCGAUUUCACCUUCUGAAGGAACUCAGCAAACUGUAAGCGUGGGAGAAAAAGAAACAGGCUCCACGGAAGCAGCUACGGAGAGACCUGAAGAGAAACCAGCGACUGAAAAGGAAACCACGGUUCCUGCUGAAUUACCAGAAACUACAAUGGAGCAUGAAAUUCCGGAAGGAGUCACUGAAAAGCAGGAAACGGUAGCACCAGGAAUUGAAGAAGAAAUUACGGUACGUGUGCCUGUGGCAGGAGAGGAGAAACCAGAGGAGGAAGUUCAGAAACCGAGCAUGGAAGAGGCUGUCUCGUCUCCAGAGCCAGCCAGAACACCUGCUCCCGAGGAAGCUACAAUUCCAGUUGAAAUAUCUUCGCCGACUGCAGAAGUUACCUACACCGAAGGCGCAUCACUUCCGUCCGAGGAAGUGACCGAAGAACCGAAGCCUAUAACUGAAGUCGAAGGUGAAGAGAAAGCGACAACUGUACCUAGUGAAAUAAGCCCAGUACCCGAAGAGCAACCUUCUGUGACUGAAAAGAAACCCGAGGAGGAAGUUCCGGAAGUGACACAAGCACCAAUUGUCGAGGAAGAGACUGGAAAACCGAUCCAAGAAGAGAAAGGAGCGACCGAAGAACCGACAACUCCAGCUGCAGAAGUUGAAAAGACAACAGAAAGUGCUCCUAAGACAUCUGAGGCUGGGUCAACGGAGAGACCAAAGGAGGAAGAGGUAUUCGUACCAGAGAAGGCAGCUACAACCGAGGCAGCUGAAUAUCCAACUGAAGCUCCUGAGAAACCGAUGACCGAAGAAGUUCCUGAGAAAGAAAUUUCAACUGGAGCACCAGAGGAAGUCGGUACAAAAGUGACAGAAAUUCCGGAAAAAACUGAAGCGCCAGAAAAAGAAGAACCUACAGAAAUUCCAGUAAUUAUCGUUCCUGAAGAAGAGAAGCCUGGUGAAAUAACAGAGAAGGUUCCUGAAGAAGAGAAGCCUGGUGAAAUAACAGAGAAGAUUCCUGAAGAAGAGAAACCUGCUGAAGUAACAGAAAAGAUUCCUGAAGGAGAGAAACCUGCUGAAACGACAGAGGAGAUUCCUAAAGAAGAGAAACCUGCUGAAACGACAGAGAAGGUUCCUGAAGAAGAGAAGUCUGGUGUAACAUUAGGAAAGGUUCCAGAAGAGAAGCAACCUGCAACAACGGAAGAGAUUGCUCCUGAAGGACAAGAGCCAACGGAGAAAGUUAUUCCAGAGGAAGAAAUUACGGAGAAGACUGUUCCAGAAGAGAAGGAACCUUCCGAAGUGCAAACAGCCGUUCCUGAAGAAGAAAUCUCUCAGACUACAGAAGGCAUUUUGAUAAAGGAGCAAACUACAGAAAGAACUGAGACUCCUCAAAUUAAAGAAAAGACGACUGAAUCUCCAAUCACUGUCGAAGAGGAAUUGCCUAAAGCAACUACAGCAGCAGCUGAAGCCGAAGAAACCAGUCCUGAAGAAGAAUUGCCUCCGGUGACUUCACAAGAGACUGUGACCGAAGAACAGGAAGCUACAACAAAACAGCCGGAACCUCAGCCGGAAGGUCCAGUGGAAGCUUCUACAGAACGAGAAGUAGAACAGCCAGAAAUCGUAACAGUUCCUGAAGAACAGCCGACGGAACAACCUCAAGAAAAGACUACUCCGCAACCAACGUUCACCAAAGAGGAGGAAGAGGGAAAACCUGAGGAAGGUGAGCAGCAAGUGACCGAAGGACCUGCCGAACUACCAGUCACGAAGAUCUCAGCGCCUGCGACAGAAGAAGCGCCCCUCCACCCGAUAAGCGAAGAGGCAGGCACUACCAUCGACAGCGGAUUACCGGAAUUCGGUCUCACAACAGAAAAAGAAGAGCUGCCCGAGGCUCAAUAUCCAGUUGAUAUCGACUCGCAAUUCCCACCUCUGAACCAUUCAUACGAGCAGCGACCCAUGGAACCCGGUUACUACGAACGACCGAGUACCGAAACACCUCCUCAGAUAUCCGACUUCCCCGGCCAGGAAGACCUUCCCAUCCCCGGCGAGCCGGGCGAGGAUUACGACGACGAUCAGACCAUCUACGGGCCGGGUACCUGCCGAUACGGCGGCAAGGUUUAUGUGUCUGCACAACAGAUACCACGGGACGAUCCUUGCGACUUCUGCUUCUGCUUCAGGAGCGACAUAAUCUGUCUUCAACAGAGCUGUCCGCCGCCGAUCCCGGGCUGUCACGAGGAACCGAUCAGCGGUUUCUGUUGCCCGCGUUACGAGUGCCCGGUGUCGAUGGCCACGUCGCUGAACAUCACCACAACGACGACCACGACCACGACCACGUUGCCGCCGCAUUUCAACGCGAAGGCGUACAAGGGUGCCGCGAGACGAAGCGGCUGCUUCAUCCGCGGAAAGGCGUACCGCGUCGGCGAACCCAUCAGGUCCGCGUCCGGACCUUGUCUUCAGUGCAUUUGCGGUGGCGACGGUAACAUGAAGUGUGAUCCACAAUUUUGUAGCCCGGAACCGAUGCUGAGGCAAAUGAUCGCGGCGGCGGCGACGCGGAGGAGAAGAUGAGCCGGCCAACGCACGAUCCCCGGGAUCCGUCGAUAAAACGUAAAACGCAAGGGCAAAUCGAGUUCUGGAGCUGGAUCAGUGUUGUAUAAAAGUGAAUUUAAAAAUGAAAAAAAGAGAAUAUUCUAUUCUAAACUAUGUUGAAAUGUCGCGGAACACGGACUACUACGUAAUGUGUGCUUCGGCGACCACGAACUGAGUGGCCAAAACCCGCGUAAACGUUUAUAUUAAUAAUAUUAUAUUAUGUUAUAUAAAAGAAAGAAUGAGAUACAGGGAGAGAAAGAGAGGGAGAGAGAGAGAUUAAGAGAGCGAGAGCGAUUAAGGCGCACGUGUAAAAGGGAAGAGACUUAAGAAUGGGGUUGGAGAAGAUACGUUUCUGGUGCCAAACGGAGAUAAGCAAACAGACGUAGCGGAGAGAAUGUAUUCGUGAUAGGGUACCACGUCUAACGCCAUUUUUUUACCGAUAAAAAAACGAUGGUUACGGGGAAGAAGGAAAAAAAAUGCAAAAAAAAGUUGCUGAACGUACGAGACUUAUGACUGUGCCUUCGUCGGUGCCGACAACAACGGCGCUAAAACUUUCGUUCCGACUGUGUGGAUCAUCGUCGUAGUAACCUCUCAGUCCCCGGGGAAUCGUAAAUUAGAAACUAAACGUGGUGAUGGGAAUUGCAAACGAUGGAAACGUUCUAAAACAGCGCGAUGAAAAUGAAGAAGAUUGAAGCAGGAACCGAAUGCAAAACCUUAGCGUUCGCGGCACGAUUUCUUGUACAGUGACGUUGCAACAGCAAUGGGGGCCGUAUACGAGAGAGAACCGCGAGAACUUUGUCAACGAUAGUGACAAAUUUCUUAAUCAUUUUGUAACGAGAAGUCACGCCGGUUUCUCUCGUAUCGGUCGCCACGAUAAGAGCAGAAGCCGCCAGAUAAAGCAAAUUGCUCUUGCAGUAUCACUGUAAAAAUUCGCACGACGAUGAUCCACGGCAAUCACGUAACACGAUCGCGAUAGAUCUUGAUCGUUUCACAGCUGACAUGCGCCGUGCGCUUACGAUCAGUCCACGUUCGAUCACGUCUCCUGACGUUCACGCGUGCUCGAAUACGAUCGCGAGACGAGAGUUAGCCGCAAACAACGACUAACAGCGGGCAACUGCGUAUUUCUCGAUACGUACGUCUGAUCUACGUCUUCCUGUAAUGCGCGACCGUGACGCGUUCGCGAAAUUCCUCAAUCGUUAUCGCGCUCGACACGUGCGUUCCUGAUCGUAUUCGAACGCGCGCGUAUCUAUGUCCGUGUGCGUGCGUGCGUGUGUAUGCAUUAUACAUGUGAAUUUGAAAAUUGAACAAAAAUAUGGGGAAGAGAAGAGAAUGAAGGAAGAAAGACAAGACGAAAGGUACGCGUAUCUCAAAGCUCAAACAGCGGCUCGCGCGGAGGACCGACCGCGAAUUUGCUUCUCCGGCGAGCUGGCGUCAUUAUAAAUAUAUAUAAAUAUAUAAAUAUAAAUAAUAUACAUUUAUACGAUUCUUUAUACACACUGUACCCUCCUAAAAAAAUAAUAAUAAUACUUAACGAUGUUCUAUACGUUUGUACGAAAGUAUAUAUUAAUUAUUAUUAUUAUUAUUAUAAUUAUAUGGUCGCGUUCUUCGUUCUCUAGUCUCAAAGUGUUGCAGAAUAGUAAUCUACAGGAAAAAUCGUAUUCGUCUUUCUCUUCAAUUAGAAUUUGAUACACAUCUACUAUAUCUUUUGCUGAGCCAUGUGCAUGGAGAACGAGCGAGUUCAUUUCAGAAUCGCCGUCUUAACUGUCACUUAAUCGUUCUGUACUACUCCGCAAUUUGGAGUUUCUCAUAUUUCUUACAAUUUGUGAAAAAUUGCAAUAGUUACCUCAUACAAUUUAACUAUUAUUUUAACGUGCUAUGGAUAAUUUUUAUCCAGAAAGUAAAUAUUCAAAGGACUUUUAACUCAUAAUUUUAACAAUUGAAUAUUCGUCGCACAAAUGCUUUGAGACUUCUGAGAGAACUUGGGGCUGUUUUAGGUGUAAUAAAAUAGGAAACGAACGCUAUCGUCGUCGCACAAGUAUUGCGCACACUGUCUUUUGUAAUUUAUAACAAUGGAUCAAACGAUGCACGACCACGGGUGUCGAGAGUUCUGUCUUCCUCCGGACAUCGGCGAUCCUCCUCUUUUGUACGCGUUUACUAUAUUAAUUUAGCUCGUCCUGGAGCAGGACGUUCAGUCGCGAGAGUGAUUUCUACAUAAGGCAAACGAGACAAGUAUAAUAAUAGAAUGAAUUAACAACCACAUCGUAACCAUAGUGCUUCCAUGGCAACUCGAUCGUGAUAGAAGUGGCCAUAUUUAUUACCGUCACUAUCCUCGAUGAAGAAUGUCUUUAAAUUAACAGGUUGAUAAUAAAAUUGAUACAUUGAAAAUAUUUAUGUUCUUCGUUUUAUCAAAACUUUUUAUCUGCAGUAUGCCAUUUGAUGGGAAACAUGAAGGGUUGAGGUUGAACACAGUUCUAACAUGUGUCUCAUUUCUUGCUUUCAGACAUAAAAUAAUAGACAGAUCUCAUUUAAAGUAAUAUUAGAUUAUAUUAGAUAAAUGAAACAAAUUCCUAGCCACUGCCUGUACAUCGAAACGGUCGGGAAGCCACAAAUUGUAUCCAAGGAACAUUUGUUACAAUCAUCUUUUAAAAGAACCUUGUGUGAAAAAUGCGAUCAGUGAUACUUCUUUUAAAUGAAAUUCCUAUAGCUUUCAACUCGCCAAUUAGCGCAGAACUUAUUGAAAGUAUAAGGUUCGCGUUCGCGCCUGAGCCGAAUUAAGUACUUACGGGCGAUCGAACCGGAUCACUGUGAACUAAUUUCGAUUCUAGUAAGUUAGUCGAGCCUAGUAUUUAUCUCGAUAUCCGCUCACGCCGAAAGCAACGAGCGUUGCGAUUUGUACGUUUAUUACUGACACAGAAGUAAUGUGUAACUCUUAACAAUUAAGAUACCUAUAUGUUAAUAAUAUGAUGAACACGUAGGAUGCAUGUAAUUAAUUAAUUGAUUGUUCGAUUGAUUAAUUAACGACUGCCCCAUGCUCGGCGUUGGUAAAAUGCCCCAUUUACGCAAAGUCGUGUUCUUUACCAACGAUACAUGCCGAAUCACGCGCAACUUUAUACAUAUUAUACAUAUAUAUAUAUAAAACACAUAUAGAUAAAUAUAAAAUGCAUGAUAUUUAUGCACAGAAUGACCAAUUUUUAUCUGGUGCCAAUAAUCUACGAGCGCGAAAUUUCUCGCGACGCGUCCUCCGAUAGAAUUAAAAAUAAGACAACGGAAGCUGAGUGCGUGUGGGAUUAAAAUUGAUCAUACUGUGAAUAUAGCGAGACGAAUAAAAGACGCCGCUCAGUACGCGAAUAUACUCAAAUACGAUCGUGAUCUUUCAUUUUCUUUUCUUUUUCUCCCAUUUUAUAUCCGAUUUCUUUUAACGACCGCUACGACUACAGCGAAAAACGAUCAUCCUUACGCUCAGCAUACUCUGUUAAUUGUUUUCCCUUCUCCUCUUUUGCCGCGUAUACAAUAUAAUAUGUGAUACAUAAAAAGGUGAGCGAGCCGUGGGUGCCCUGGGCGGGUGCCCGACUGUAUGGAAUUAGAAUAGUUUUUUGACAGUACGUGCUAGUAUAAAGUGUCCUUUUAUAUGAAUAAACGAUUUUGUAUAUCACAAA